This is a messenger RNA of Pterocles gutturalis (yellow-throated sandgrouse), 1311 nucleotides long. RefSeq names its product acetyl-CoA acyltransferase 2 (gene ACAA2). The transcript is spliced from 9 exons. Gene Ontology annotation, molecular function: acetyl-CoA C-acetyltransferase activity. The annotation marks the transcript as partial. Gene Ontology annotation, biological process: fatty acid beta-oxidation. NCBI's taxonomy places the organism in Eukaryota, Metazoa, Chordata, Aves, Pterocliformes, Pteroclidae. The record is from RefSeq and is a predicted model, not a curated record.
GUGUAUUCAUUGUGGCAGCAAAGCGAACUCCUUUCGGGUCCUAUGGAGGGUCGCUGAAGGACUUCACGGCCACUGAUCUGACGGAACACGCCGCUCGAGCUGCAUUGGCUGCUGGCAAGGUCUCUCCGGAGAUCAUCGACAGUGUCAUUGUUGGCAAUGUAAUACAGAGCGCCACAGAUGCCAUUUAUAUUGCCAGACACGUUGGUUUACGUGUGGGCGUUCCUGUCCCAGUUCCAGCCCUCACUGUCAACAGACUUUGUGGCUCUGGUUUCCAGUCCAUUGCCAAUGGAUGUCAGGAGAUUUGCCUUAAUGACUCAGAAGUUGUUCUGUGUGGUGGAGCUGAAAAUAUGAGCCAGGCUCCUUUUGCAGUUCGAAACAUCCGAUUUGGAACCAGAUUAGGAGCAGAACUCAAGUUGGAAGACACGUUGUGGUCAGGUCUAACAGACACGCAUGUGAAAAUACCCAUGGCCGUCACAGCUGAAAAUCUGGCUGCAAAAUACAACAUCACGCGAGAGGACUGUGACCGGUACGCAUUGAAAACGCAACAGAGGUGCAAAGCUGCUCAAGAUGCUGGUUACUUUAAUGCAGAGAUGGCACCAAUUGAAGUGAAAACGAAAAAGGGGAAAGAAAGUAUGCAAAAGGACGAGCACCCAAAACCCCAGACCACUCUGGAACAACUGGCAAAACUUCCACCUGUCUUUAAGAAGGAUGGAACGGUCACCGCUGGGAAUGCUUCAGGGGUGUGUGAUGGAGCUGGCGCAGUCAUCAUUGCCAGUGAAUCAGCACUUAAAAAGCACAGUCUUACUCCGCUGGCAAGAAUAGUAGCCUAUCACUCAGCUGGCUGCGACCCUUCCAUAAUGGGCAUUGGCCCUGUACCUGCAAUUACCGAGGUUCUGAAGAAAGCAGGAUUGACACUGAAGGACAUGGAUUUGGUAGAGGUGAAUGAGGCAUUUGCACCUCAGUAUCUAGCUGUGGAAAAAGCUUUGGGCCUCGACCCUGAAAAAACUAACGUCAACGGAGGUGCCAUCGCUAUAGGUCAUCCUUUGGGAGCUUCAGGAUCACGGAUCACGGCUCAUCUGGUUCAUGAAUUAAGGCGUCGUGGUGGGAAAUACGCGGUUGGAUCAGCUUGCAUUGGUGGCGGACAAGGUAUUGCUCUUCUCAUUGAGAACACAGCCUGAGAGAUUCUGGAGACUGCUGUGUUGCCCGAAUUACUGAUUCCCUGAGAAACUCCUCCCUUUUGUGACAAUAAAUCAUCACUGCCUGCCUUCGUUUUGUGCCAUUCCUGCAAGGUAAAGGAAUAGCUAAGAAGUC